CUGAGACUCAAACCAGACCCAAACUCCUAUCUGUUUAUAGCUAUCUCCAUAAUGAAAAGAAAACAGAAGAAGGAAAAAGUUUUAACUGACUGGCAUCGAAGCCAGGUAGAACACAUCAAACAGCUAUAUCUAGAACCAGAAUUUGGACACAAUGUAUUUGAAAUCAUAACUGCUAUCAGGUAUGAUCCUGAGCUCUCAUCCAAUACAAUUUUUGAUGAAGACGAGGAUGAGUUUUUGGCAUCUCUCACCACAUAUAAUACACAGGAAACCAGUGGUAAUACAGUUGACAACGACCAAAUUCAGUGGAGUGAUCUUAUCAAUUCUAGCAAUAGCGAAUCUUUUAUGAGCAGUGGUCUAAAUGAAACCACCCAGUCAACAGAAAUUGAUGCUUACAUUGAAAGUAACUAUGUUGUGGUUGAUGCGAUUGAAGAAUCCAAUUUUUUCUUAUACAAUGAACAUUGGAAUAGGUUGCAAUUUUCGAUGGAGUAUUUCAAUUGGAAUUUUGUUAUUCCAAGGGAAUUAUUGUUGGGCAAACUAAAAGAAGCAAUGUCGAGUUAUGAUCUAACUACUCCUUACAAAAUACGGGUAUCAGUUAAUAACACUGGACGAGUUGAUGUUGUUCCAACUCCUACCACAAGAAGAACAAAUUUGUUUGAUGGGUUUGAUUUUCAUUCUGAACCAACAGAUUCAGAUAUGUGGAAAGUAUAUAUAAACAGAGAACCAAUUUUGGUUUCGCCUUUUACAUCAUUUAAAACCACCAAAAGAGACCAAUAUAACAAAGCAAGGGAGGCAUCGUUAGACAACUCCCUUCCAAUGGGAUCACCUCAAGAGGUUCUUUUAUACAAUUCAGCAGGGCAAGUAACUGAAGGUUCAAUUACAAAUGUUGCAUUUUUAAGAAAGAAAACCGAGGAAAAUGGCGAGAUAUGUGAAAGAUGGGUUACGCCUCCUUUAUCGAGUGGUUGUUUAUGUGGAGUAGUAAGGCAUGCUUUGCUCUGUAAGAAUUUGAUUGAAGAAGAUGUUGUGCCACUUAAAGAAGUUGAGAUUGGAGAAGAAGUGUUAUUGUUCAAUGCAAUAAUGGGUGUUGUUCGAGGAAUAAUAGUGCAAAGGAAGGAGAAAAGUUAAAUAUAAAUGAAAAUGAAAAUGAAAAUGAAAAUGGAAAUGGAAACAGAAAUGAGAUAGAAUGAAAUAGAGUUAAAAAUUUAUUGAAUAUAUUUAAGAAAACCAAUCCAAGAAUAUUGAUCUAAAUAUUAAUCUAUAUAUCGAUCUAAAUAUAUACAUAUAUAUGUAUACUGAAUGAAGUUGACUAUUUC
Molecule: messenger RNA, 1310 nt
Organism: Ascoidea rubescens DSM 1968
Lineage: Eukaryota; Fungi; Ascomycota; Saccharomycetes; Ascoideales; Ascoideaceae
Gene: ABZ2
Product: aminodeoxychorismate lyase ABZ2
Exons: 1
Coding region: 52-1122 (356 amino acids)
Biological process (GO): carboxylic acid metabolic process
Molecular function (GO): catalytic activity
Source: RefSeq, a predicted model, not a curated record